AUGCAUUGUUGUCAAAUUUUCUAUACUUUUUUUUUUCUUUUUGUAUUUACCGAAAACAGAAUGUCGAGUAAGCAUAUGAUUAGUUUCGAAUUGUAGGGAUCUAGAAGUAUAUUUAAAAUAUUCUUAUUAAGAAUUAUACACUUUCUUGAAACCUGCAAUCUACGAAUAUGUUCAUAGCUUUUGGUCUUUAUUUACGGGACAUUACAUAUAUAACUCGUGUUUUUCUUUGUCGUGUUUUGAAGAUAAAUAAGAUAAUGUAACUUAUUAUCUUAUAAUGCAAGUAAAAUAUGCGGUCGGAACUUAAACAUUUGAAAUUCAAAAUGUAUAUUAGGUUUUUAAAAUAACAAUAUGAGGACUUAUAGUAAUAUAUUAAAUGAUGACGUUGAAAAAGGGUGUUUAAUAAAUGAUGGCAAAACUAUUAGCAAUUUUGAACGGUUAAAUAAUUUCAGAAGUUAUCCCUUACCAUCUCGUAGUGUUCGAAGGCUCUGGAAUCAGCUAUCAAAGUUGCAACGUUUUAUCAUUGGCAUGUUAUUUGCUUUUGUGAUAUUAUGUGUUAUUGUCAUUUUACCCUGGACAGAUACUUCCUUUUUGUUUGAAACUUCCUAUAAUAAAAAAGUUCAGUAUUCAAAUAGAAAUAAUUUAUUGGAUGAUUUUGAAUUAAAUGAUAAUGCCAAACAAAGUCAAAUUAGCACUACAGCAAUCAAGAUAUUUCAACAUGAUAACAUUCCACGUUUAAAGAUGGAAAAAGUUGGAUUUGAUGGUGGUAAUUUCUUGGACAAAAUUGUUGGAGCAGCAGUGGAACAAAAAAGUAUUUUGACUUCAGCCCAAGAUAAACAAAAGUCUAUUGUAGAUGCAUUUCUGCAUGCUUGGAAGGGCUAUAAAAGUCAUGCUUGGGGACAUGAUCAUUUGAAACCUAUAACCAAAACUUUUCAAAACUGGUUUGGCCUUGGAUUAACCAUAGUGGAUUCUUUAGACACAUUGUAUAUGAUGGGAUUAUAUGAGGAAUUCAAUGAAGCCAAAGAAUGGGUGAUAGAAAAAUUAAACCUUAACCUGAACAAGGAUGUAAAUUUUUUUGAAACUACUAUUAGAGUGAUGGGUGGUCUUCUUAGUGCCUUUCAUCUUUCCGAAGAAUCCAUUUUCUUAGAGAAAGCUGUUGAUAUUGCAGACCGACUAAUGCCUGCAUUUAAAAGCUCAUCUGGAGUGCCAUAUUCAGAUGUUAAUUUAAAAACUGGACAUUCCCAUCCUCCAGUAUGGGGCCAAGAUAGUACAGUGUCUGAAAUAUCCACUAUACAGCUGGAAUUUAGAGAUAUAAGUCAUUUGACUGGUGAUCCAAAAUAUGAAACUGCUGCCUUCAAAGUAUCGGAACAUCUACAUAAACUACCUAAGAAAGAUGGUCUUGUUCCAAUGUUUAUAAAUGCUGAAAGUGGUCAUUUUCGUACUACCUCUACUAUAACUGUAGGUGCAAGAGCUGAUAGUUAUUAUGAAUAUUUAUUAAAACAAUGGAUUCAAACAGGUCAAAAAAUUAGUUGGUUAAAAGAAGAUUAUAUCGAAGCUAUAGAUGGAAUUGCAAAACAUCUUGUUAAACAAUCAUAUCCAAGCAAGCUUACUUUUGUUGGUGAAUUGCUGAGUGGCCGUAGUUAUAGUCCAAAAAUGGAUCAUCUAGUCUGCUAUUUACCUGGUACAUUAGCCCUUGGGUAUCAUUAUGGAAUGCCUUCUUCCCAUCUUCGUUUAGCUUUUGAACUGAUGGAUACUUGUUAUAACAUGUAUGCUCAAACUGCAACACAGCUUAGCCCAGAAAUUGCAUAUUUUAAUUUACAACCACAUGGUACAAGUGACAUUAUCAUCAAAAGUAAUGAUGCUCAUAAUCUUCUACGUCCUGAGACAGUUGAAAGCCUCUGGUAUUUAUACUACAUGACUCAUAAUGAAACAUAUCGUGAUUGGGGUUGGCAAAUCUUCCAAGCAUUUGAAAAGUAUGCUAAAGUUGAAGGAGGAGGAUAUACUUCCUUGGGUGAUGUUCGUAAUCCUUUGUUAACUAAACCAAUGGAUCUAAUGGAGAGCUUCUUUUUAGCUGAAACUUUAAAGUACUUAUUUUUAUUAUUCAAUGACAAUCAAGAUUUGUACUCGUUAGAUCGUUUCAUAUUUAAUUCUGAAGCUCAUUUGUUGCCGAUUUUAAAUUCCUAAUAAUAGUUUUUAUUAUGUUUUUGUGUAUAGUAUAGGGGGAAAUAUUUAACUUCAAUUGUUAACAAAUAAAAUGAUUUAUGUUCUUGA
This is a messenger RNA of Parasteatoda tepidariorum (common house spider), 2268 nucleotides long. It is a transcript of the gene alpha-Man-Ib, whose product is annotated as alpha-Mannosidase class I b. Gene Ontology annotation, cellular component: endoplasmic reticulum; membrane. NCBI's taxonomy places the organism in Eukaryota, Metazoa, Arthropoda, Arachnida, Araneae, Theridiidae. Gene Ontology annotation, biological process: mannose trimming involved in glycoprotein ERAD pathway; carbohydrate metabolic process. Gene Ontology annotation, molecular function: mannosyl-oligosaccharide 1,2-alpha-mannosidase activity; calcium ion binding. The record is from RefSeq and is a predicted model, not a curated record.